UUUCCUUCCUCCCGCCUGUAGAUAGCGGCGGAGCGGUGCUGCAGUGGCGCCAUUCUUGCGGGUGGAACAAAAUCCCGGCCUGGAAUUUUACUUGAUGGACCGUUCCGCGCCAACAUUCCGUGUUUUCCACUUUCUGCUACUAGGAAGUGGAGAGAAGCAUGUUUAUGAGUUUAAAGCAGGAGGAGAGGAGAUGUUAUGGAGCUUCCAGAGGAGAUUCUUGCUCAUAUCUUCUCUUUUCUGCCCCUGUGGGAUAAAUGUAAUGCUUUUACAGUCUGCAGAAGAUGGAACAGCACCAUGACAUACCCCAGCGCGUGGAGGCAGACUGAGAUCAGGUGUGAUUCUGAAGUUGGUGUUCCUGAGAGGUUCUCUGAAUUCCUGCCGCUGGUCAGAAACCUGAAGCUGAGCGUCAGCGUGUCGAGUCCGGAGAACCGGAGGACCGGGCUGGAGGUUCUGCGUCAGGCGCUUGCGGGGGGCGACGGGCGGCUGCGGGCGCUGUGCGUGAACUGCCUGGGGAACCCACCGCUGUUCUACGCGGGGCAGGACCUGCUGCAGGGGCUGCUGGACGCGCUGACCGCCGCCUCCUCCCUCACCGAGCUGGACCUGAGAGGCGUGCCCUUCACCCUCAGCGACGCCUUCGUGAAGGGCGUGGUCACGCUCUGCCCCGCCCUCCGGAGUCUCUUCAUCAAUAACGGGUCUCUGGUUUGCGGCGUCGGGGGCGAGACGGUGAGGGACGUCCUGAGGCUGUGCCCGGGUCUGACCGCGCUGGGGGUCUUCCAGGCCAGCCUGUCUCAGGACGUCCUGCAGGACCUGCUGCUGCCCCGGAGACCGGCGCUGAAGCAGCUGGAGCUGCGCUGUGAGCGCUCGUUGAAAUACACCACGCCCCUCCCCGACCACACCUGGGCGCAGGUGAGCCGCAUGCACCCGGCGCUGGCGGUGGACCUCGAGCUGGACCACACCCUCCCGGAGCUGCACGUGCCGUCCGUCCUGCAGCCCAGCAUCCCCGUGCGCCACCUGCGCCUGCUCACCUGGACGUGGCUGCUGGACGAGGUGCGGCUGGUAGGGCGGAGUUACGCUAAUACGCUGGAGGCCCUGGAGGUGCAGACCACGCCCUCUGCGGAGCUGAACGAGGCGCUGGUGGAGCUGGCGACGCGGUGCACGAGGCUGCGGGAGGUGCACUGCUACUGCGUGGUGUCGCCGGAGGUCGUGGCGGCUUUCCGGAAGCACUGCACCGAUCUGCGCAGAUACACACUCAAAACACGCAAAGAGCCACACCCCUGGACCUGCACCUCCCUCAGAUAACACACACACACAGGUGCACAGGUGUGUCUGAACUACACGACACAACACAAAGAGCUCAGGUGCAAUAAAUAAAAUAAAUAUGAAUGUUUUAACUGCUGUACCUGGAUGAUUCAGGACAAAUAAAUACACGCACAGCAUUGUUUUCCAUUUUCAUUUGUUUCCAUUGUUGAUUGUUUUGAUUUUGUUGUUGUUUAUACCAAAUAAUUAAUAGAUCAUUUUAAACGAAAAAAAAUAAUCUAUAGGUCAACCAUCGUUUUUAAAGAUAAGAUAAGACAGUGUAAGUUAAUUACAUUAUUAACUUUGUACAAUAAUAAAUGCACAUGAGCUCAGGAACAUGUGAUAAUGGUGA
Astyanax mexicanus (Mexican tetra) is the source of this 1648-nucleotide messenger RNA. It is a transcript of the gene fbxl8, whose product is annotated as F-box and leucine-rich repeat protein 8. Gene Ontology annotation, molecular function: protein binding. The transcript has 2 exons. Gene Ontology annotation, cellular component: SCF ubiquitin ligase complex. Bases 196 to 1299 code for a protein of 367 amino acids. The record is from RefSeq and is a predicted model, not a curated record. Gene Ontology annotation, biological process: positive regulation of protein ubiquitination; SCF-dependent proteasomal ubiquitin-dependent protein catabolic process. Lineage: Eukaryota; Metazoa; Chordata; Actinopteri; Characiformes; Acestrorhamphidae.